Molecule: messenger RNA, 3503 nt
Organism: Colossoma macropomum (tambaqui)
Lineage: Eukaryota; Metazoa; Chordata; Actinopteri; Characiformes; Serrasalmidae
Gene: mynn
Product: myoneurin
Exons: 8
Coding region: 109-3057 (982 amino acids)
Biological process (GO): regulation of transcription by RNA polymerase II
Cellular component (GO): nucleus
Molecular function (GO): DNA-binding transcription factor activity, RNA polymerase II-specific; protein binding; RNA polymerase II cis-regulatory region sequence-specific DNA binding
Source: RefSeq, a predicted model, not a curated record
GCGGAUGUUGCGUCAACUGCCAAGUCCCUUAGAAGAGCCUGAAAAUGGCCGACCACCUCGAAGGACUUUAAUCUACUGUUGCAUUAAUAUCUGGUCGAGUCCCACACCAUGAACCGUGUUUCUCACAGCGAGUUCCUCCUGGAGAAGCUGAGAAAGCAGAGAGAAAGAGGGUUCCUCUGCGACUGCACGGUGGCAAUAGGGCAAGCUCGGUAUGAAGCUCACCAUAAUGUGCUGGCUGCCUUUAGUGAGUAUUUCUCUACGCAAUGUAUAGAUGCUGGAAGAGAAGAUGCCACCAUAACACUGGAUCCAGACUGGGUGGAUGGCACCGUGUUUGAGAAGUUGCUGGAUUACAUGUAUACAGGGAACUUGACCAUGGACGGGGAUGAGGCUCCAGGCAUUCAAAAAGCAGCGACUUACCUUGGGAUUCAAGAGGUGGUGGCUAUCUGUACUCAACCUCAGAAGAACGUCAAAGACAGCCCUGCUAAUGCGAGAAGCACAGAAGACAUGGAUCCACGAUCCCCACUGAGCCCGGAUGACUAUGAGCCGCUGGAGCCGAUUGAGGAGGUGGAGGAAAGAGAGAGGCUGAGAAAGGAAGGAGAAAAAAACGGCGGGGAGCAGGAAGCAGCAGCUUCAGCUGAUGAGUCCCAGUCGUCUGGCGAGCAACCCGGACAGAGCACGGAGAAGAGGAAUAGGAAGCCCAAAACUCGUCUUUAUGAGGACGAGACAGAGAAAGAAAGCCCUAUUUCGCCAAGGGGAAGAGGGCGAGGAAGAGGCAGGCCCAGAGGUCGGCCUCGGGUGAGGCCCUUAUCUUGUGAUAGAACUGAUUUUGCAGCAACUAAGGAAAGUUCAGCUACGCAGAGCAGCGUAGUAAAGAGAGGAACUGGAAGACCAAGAGGCCGUCCACGGAUAAGGCCAUUGCCAUCUGAAACAGCAGACUCUACUAGCACUGAAGAAAGCACUACAGUAGCAAACAAUAAUGAGAUGGAAGGCACUGAAUGUGAAGGACCCCAAACCACGUCUGAACCACCCACCGAGUCUGUCAACCCAGAUGGAGAGACAGAGGAGGUAAACACAAAAGAAGGAGGAGAGGCUGUAGAGAAAGAUGAAGAUAGGACAAAGUCAGAAGUAGACAACACUGAAGAAGUUGUCGUUGUUAAACGAGGGCGAGGUCGACCGCGAACCAAGCCGCUGCCUUCCGAGGCGCCAGAUGCGACCAACGCUGAGGAGGUUUCUACACCGAUUAAAGAAAAGGAAGGAGCUGUGCGUAAGAGAGGUAGACCGCGGGUUAGGCCUCUGCCAUCCGAAAUGUCUCUGACCCCAGAAGAAGGUGCAGAGCAGGAAAAUUCCCAAGAGGAAGAGGGUGAUGAAGAGAGAGACAAGGCAAAUACAGCCCAUUCUGAUGCCCUGGAUGAUGAAAAUAACAUGGAUGAUGAGGGUGAGACUUCUUCGGAUGUGAGUCCGGCCAAGAAGGUUCGGACGAGUAAUCGGAAGAGAAGCCUGAGCAGAAAGCUGAGGGAGAGCCAAGCCAGCAACGAAGAAAAUGAUGAGGAAUGCGAGGAAGAGGGUGCUGAUGAAUGGGCCGAGGAAGAGGAUGCCAAGCCUGGGCAAAGUAAGCUCCGGCCUAUCUGCAACAUCUGUGGGAACCUGUUCUCAGAGAUGAGCAGUCUGCGCAGACACAUGCGCAUUCACAAGGGGAUCAAACCUUAUCAGUGCCCGCUCUGUUCACGCUGCUUCAGGCAAGGAAACCAGCUCAAGACACAUAUGCGAAUUCACACAGGAGAGAAGCCAUUCAACUGCAACCACUGUGAUGCACGCUUUGCCCAGAAAUGCCAGUUAGUCUAUCACUGCCGAAUGCAUCACGGAGAAGAGAAGCCGCACAAGUGUGACGUCUGCCCUGCUGCUUUUGCCACGUCCAGCAACCUUAAAAUCCAUAUGAGGACGCACAGUGGGGAAAAGCCUUAUGAAUGUAGUGAGUGUGGCAAGCGUUUCACCCAGGCCAGCACUUUGAUGUACCACAAGCGCCGACACACAGGGGAGAAGCCAUACAUCUGCGACACGUGUGGCAUGUCCUUUGCUGUUUCCAGCUCACUGAUCUCACACUCCAGGAAACACACAGGCGUAACCCCUUAUAUCUGCUUGGACUGUGGGAAACCCUGCUUAACAUCUGGGGAACUUAGGAAGCAUAUGGACAUCCAUAAUGGCUCGAGGAGAGUGAUCUGCAAUAUAUGUGGAAAUACUCUCUCAGACAUUUAUAGCCUGAAGAAGCACAGAGCUUUAAAACAUAAUGCUCCUCCAGAGCAAGACGGUGAGCCACCGAAAAGUGAACCGAUCCAGAGUCCGAUCAACAUCCCAAUUGACCACCAAGGCCUGAUAGCCCGAGUGCGUUCUGUUCUAGCCGAAUCCCCGGAACCGAGUUUUCCAGCAGAUUCGGCACUGGCCACGAUGCCCUCAGAGACCUCGAUGAUCAUGCAUCAGACGGAGAGCCCAAUGAUCAUCCAGCAUUCAGAUGCUACAGGAUCACCAAUGAUCAUCCAACAUUCAGAUGUUUCGGAGGCACCAAUGAUCUUCCAACACGCUGAAGCUGCAGGAGCACAAAUGAUCUCGGGAUCGCCGAUGAUCAUUCAACAUGGAGACUCUUCAGAGGCCUCAGUGAUUAUUCAGCAUGCAGAAUCUGCAGAGACACCAAUGAUCAUUCAGCACGGAGAAUCGGGUGAGACCCCAAUGAUCAUCCAGCAUUCGGAGGCCUCAGGACAGCCAAUGAUCAUCCAGCAUUCGGAGGCCUCAGGACAGCCAAUGAUCAUCCAGCAUUCGGAGGCCUCAGGACAGCCAAUGAUCAUCCAACAUUCGGAGGCCUCGGGACAGCCAGUGAUCAUCCAACAUUCGGAGGGCUCAGGAUCCCCAAUGAUCAUCCAACAUGACGAAUCCUCCGAAACCCCAAUGCUUAUCCAGCAUGGAUCAGGCUCGGAGCAAGUGAGAUAUGUUGUACAGCAGUAUGAAAUUCCUGGGUCCUCUGAGAUGGAGCAUGCCCAGAUUGUCAUUGUUCAGACUAUUGAUUAAAGCGGCAUCUCAUACCUCCGUAUGAAACAUCUCUUUUGGGGAAAAACAUCUGGUCUUUAUGGCUUAAGUUUCCUGUUGCUAUGUACAGUAGUUUAGGGGCAACACAAUAUCAACUGCCCCCCCCCCGCCCCCUACAGUCUUCAGUGUACUACAAUGUGAGGAAGUCAUUUUAUGUAUUUUUUUUUUUAUUGAAGCUUUUCAAUACUGAAAAAGUAAGAUUCCAGAAGAUAUUCCCAAUCAUACAUACGAUGGUGUCAUACACAGUGUGGUUUUAUAUUGUAUGAUUUUCAACAGUGUAAAGGCAUCUGUUAGCUGCAAAAAGAAGGGAUGCUUAAGUUAAUAUUAAGCUGUUUAAUAAUGUCCUGCAACCUGCUAUUGACUCAUUACUACUUCGUAUAAUUAGAGUUUUGUUCUGUUUUGAGAUGGAUAAACAUGACAAAAUAUCA